CUCCAGUGGAUAAUACAUGAGUGACUGUGUCCUUGAUGAGUGUUCCCCACACCCUCCCGCCUGUGCCGUGUCCUGGUUGCGUGAAUUAUGUGCAAGUGGAGAGAGGGCAGGGGGCUGUUCCCACUACAGCCUCUGUCUCCCUGUGUCCUUCUGCGGAAAUGACACACACGGAGUCCCGUCACGUCACGCGAGAGCGCACGGACACGAAGCACACAAAGACACACCGGGGGGAGGCGGUGGGAAAAAAGACACGACACGGAGAGACCCCCAGUAUCGGGUCGCUGGAAGCGCGUCCGCUCAAAAACACUGCAGACACUGGAGUGCGGGACACGCACCAGAUUCACAGCCGCGCUCUCGAUGCAAAGUGGGUAGGAAAAUGAACUCUGUUGAAUUCCGACAGGAAGAUGAUACUGAAGUAAAAAUUGUGAAAGCGGAAACUUUGGGUGAAGAGGGUCGGCUGGGCUGUUCACGUGCCACAUCAGUGCGGAAGAUGGCUCCAGAAUGUUUGCUUAACUGUCAGUCCAAUAAACGGAAACAAGUUGCUCUCAUGUCUGAUGGUUUAAGCAAUGAAGCAGAAAUUAUAACUACUAUUAAAAAGAGAAGACUCAUCCCAGAGACCCUUCUUUCAUGUAUGAGAAACAGGGAUUCAGAAUCUUCUACACAUUCAAACUUUGAGUCAUUAACUACCAGUGUGGAGUACAAUGCUGCAUCUCCAGGUGAAGAAGAGGAAACAGUCAAUGAAUUUGCCACAUCUUAUAAGAAGCCUUUGUAUGGAAUUUCACAUAAGAUUACAGAGAAAAGAAAUCCUGUUACAUCUGAUCUAUUGCUAUCUUAUGACCUUUAUGACAAGACAAAUCAAGGCAGUCCUUCAACCACUCGCAUGUUUAAUGACUUUCGUAAACGAGAAACUGGCGGCACUUCAAUAGCUUCACCAGUUAGUGAUGACUCAAACAUAUAUUCUUUAAUACAAAAGAUGUUUUUCACACUCAAUACCCUUAAUUCCAAUAUGUCACAGCUCCACAGUAAAGUAGACCUAUUAUCACUUGAGGUAAGUAGAAUAAAGAAAAAAGUCAGCCCUCAUGACAUGGUGGCAGAAUUUCAUCCACCUCCUGAAUAUCAGCUUACUAGUGCGGAGCUUCAGCAGGUGAUGGAUCAAAGCACCUCGGCGGGUGACCUGGCAUGUCGUCUAGUGGUUCAACUUUUUCCAGAGCUUUUUGGAAGUAAUGCCUUAUCCAGAAACUGUAGUACUUGUGGCUUUCUCAAUAAGAAUAAACUGGAGUCCCUUCAUUUGCAACUUAUAAGGAACUAUGUAGAAGCAUGCCAUCCUUCUGUAAAAAAUAAUGCUGUCUGGCAGGUUGAUGUCUUACCUCAGAUAAAUGAUUUUUUCAAUCGCUUUUGGGCUGAGAGGGAAAUGGAGAGCAGCCAUCAUAGUAUACAGGCCUCCAGCUUUUUUGAGAGUCAGUCAUGUCAGAAUUCUCAUUUUGUUGAAACUAAAGAGCAGGUGGAAAAUAUAACUUUGGAAAGGGCCAAUGCCAUUGUCUCAGAAUAUGCUCUCAAUUCAGAAGACCUCAAUGAAUUUUUGGAGGAGGCUUCUUCUCCAGGGGAAUUUUCUGUGUUUUUACUUCACCGAUUGUUUCCUGAAAUUUUUAACCAAAGAAAGCUCAGUGACAGGUGUUUUGGGGAGCCUGAGAAUUUUGUUGUUGAUCCUCACCGAUUGCAACUGAUUCGACAGUAUACAGAGAUUUACUUUCCCGAUGUUCAAGAGGAAGAUAUUUGGCUGCAGCAGUGUGUGCAGAGGAUAAAUGAUGAGUUGGAAAGCGUGUUUAUGGAUGGUAGUGAAUGUGACGACAUAAGGGACGACUGUUACGAUUCUAACCUGCCUGAUGAUCUGUCACUUGUAAAGGUAGAAGAUGGCGCUGAUAUUGAUAAACCAGGAAGAAGGUCCAAAAAAAUAUGGCUUGUUCCAUUUGACUUUGAUAAUAUUGACAUUCCAGCACCGGACUUUGAGGUUCCUUUUCCACAGUUCCUGCUCAGUAAAGAGCAAAUUAAAAAUAUAUAUGAGACUAGUUUGUCUAUUGGCAAUUUUGCCUCACGGCUUCUGGUUCAUUUAUUCCCCGAGCUUUUCACACACGAGAACUUGAGAAAACAAUAUAACUGUAGUGGCUCACUAGGGAAGAAACAGCUUGAUCCUGUUCGGAUAAAACUUAUCCGACAUUAUGUGCAAAUGCUUUACCCCAGAGCAAGGAAUGACAGAGUUUGGACUCUGGAAUUUGUAGGGAAGCUGGACGAGAGAUGCCGUCGGAGGGAUACUGAGCAAAGGCGAUCCUAUCAGCAACAGAGGAAGGUAUAUGUGCCUAUGCCGGAGAGGAGAGACUUUGUGCCUUUUGAAUUGAACUCUGACAGGUACAGAGAUCUGAUUGAAGGACCACCUCUGCCUCCUGAGCGCAGUACAAAAGACUUUUGCAAAAUACCACUGGAUAAGAUUGUUGUUCCACCGCCUGACUUUCACGUGCCUUCAGUGUACCUUCUGAGCGAUAAAGAAGUAAGAGACAUUGUUCAACAGAGCCUUUCUGUUGGUAAUUUCGCUGCCAGACUAUUAGUAAGACUUUUCCCAGAGCUGUUUACUCCAGAAAAUCUUAGGCUACAGUACAACCAUUCAGGUGCAUGCAACAAGAAGCAAUUAGAUCCUGUAAGACUACGGCUAAUACGGCAUUAUGUGGAGGCAGUGUACCCUGUGGAUAAGAUGGAAGAAGUAUGGCAUUACGAAUGUAUUCCUAGCAUUGAUGAAAGGUGCAGGCGCCCAAACAGAAAAAAAUGUGAUAUACUCAAAAAAGCUACAAAAAAUCAAGUUAAUAUCUGCUGAAACUUGUUUAAUACCUGCUAACUUACUGUAGUAGUGUAUAAAUAGAUGUAUAGUGCUGCUUCUACUUGUCUUUUCCUGAAAGUAGUUUGCCAGAAUGUGAGACUGACUGCAUAUUUGCACUUCCUUUCAAAACCUUUUACUUUUUUGUUUCUGUAAUCUCAUACUGAGUUUUGUCCCAUUUUGUAUUUAUAUGGUCGUUUUAUGUAUUUUAAUCGGUUGUGCUCUGAACAUUUUGUUUUUCUAGAAGUAGUGGGGGUUUUUUUUUGUUUUUUUGCUGCUUGAGAUGUCUUGCAGGCCCAUAUAGAAAUGAUGGGUUACCUAGUAUUUUUGUACAGAGGUUGCGCUAACAUUUACUUUACAAACCCAAACUGCUCUAAAUGAGGAUGGUCUGCCAUUGGGGUGUAGUAUGGCUGACCGACGGUCAGCAUACCGACGCCAGGAUCCUGGCAGCAUACCGACGGGGGGGAGCGAGUGCAGCAAGCCCCUUACGGGCUCGGUAGCCACCUGCGGUUGCCACAGGUUCACCCACGAGUGGAAAUAGUCCCUGUUGGUUGGCAUGCCGACCGUCGGGAUAGUGAGGGGGCGGGAUGUUGAAGGAGGUCAUGUGAAUACCACCCCUGCCAUUGCCAGUGGCACAUCUAUAAUGGGUACAGGGUGUGUGCUCCAGGGGGUCUCACACUGCACACGUUUAAUAUCUCUCCGGAUUCCUUGUCAGUCGCGGCAAUACACAAAUCACCAGAAUAUGCAUCGGUGGCUAUUUGUCACCAAGAACAUGGUUCUUGCACACCCAGGGUCGUCCUAACAGCAUUGGAGUCCCUGGGCAAAGCAAUACACUGGGACCCCUAACCACCCAUAAACGGGAACCAUUUCUAAAAAAAAUCAUAAUAUGCCUCUUUUGCAGUCCUGCGCCGUCUGUCCACAUGCUUCCAUAUAUUGAAUGGCUGUCAGCACUCUGAUUUGUUGAUAGCUCCAGCCAUUCACCAAUCAGCAUGCUGUUAAACAUUCACUGUCUGGCUGCAGGCUGGGAGGCAAGUAUUUUGGGGUAUUAUGUAGCAGCUGAGUGUGAUUAUACAUUAAUAUGGACAUACCUGCACCAUGGGGGUCAUUCCGAGUUGUUCGCUCGUUAUUUAUUUUUUUCGCAACGGAGCGAUUAGUCGCUAAUGCGCAUGCGCAAUGUCCGCAGUGCGACUGCGCCAAGUAAAUUUGCUAUGCAGUUAGGUAUUUUACUCAUGGCAUUACGAGGUUUUUUCUUCGUUCUGGUGAUCGUAAUGUGAUUGACAGGAAGUGGGUGUUUCUGGGCGGAAACUGGCCGUUUUAUGGGUGUGUGUGAAAAAACGCUACCGUUUCUGGGAAAAACACGGGAGUGGCUGGAGAAACGGAGGAGUGUCUGGGCGAACGCUGGGUGUGUUUGUGACGUCAAACCAGGAACGACAAGCACUGAACUUAUCGCACUGGCAGAGUAAGUCUCGAGCCACUCAGAAACUGCACAGAGAAGUCUUUUCGCAAUAUUGCGAAUCUUUCGUUCGCUAUUUUGAUAAGCUAAGAUUCACUCCCAGUAGGCGGCGGCUUAGCGUGUGCAAAGCUGCUAAAAGCAGCUUGCGAGCGAACAACUCGGAAUGACCCCCCAUGUUCCUGGAGACCUGCGCAUGCGCAGUAGACUGGCACAUUGUCAGAGUCUACUCACCUGCAUCGGUUGCUAAAGAGGAGGGGACCCAUAUGGAGACUGCACACGGGCCCCCUACUUUCUUAAACACUGGUCAUGGCAUAGAUGCUGUUGAGAGACCUUUGUCCCUUAGGAAGUGUCUAACAACAAUUUGCAAUAUAUCCACCCUUUUGGUGAUUUUUAUGCUAGAAAUGAUAUAUUUUAUUUAAAAUAAGCACACACAAUAUGUUGAACUUCGCAAGUGGAAUAAAACGUAAAAAAGCCCAUCUACAGUAGUCUAUAUUUUAAGAAAUUGCAUAAAAUCCAUUCCUAAGGCCCUACGUUUUCAUUUGUUUUUGACUUGUGUAUUUUUCCAUGAAAAAUCUAGCUCAGGUCAUUAAAGUAGAUUUUCUUGUCAUGUGAAAGAUGCCUUAUUCUUGUGUAGGAGUGGGCGCUGAUAUUUAACAAGGUCACAACUGGGCCCCAUACUGUAGUAGUCUUAUUCUGUGUGCAGUGAACGGACUAUCUCAUUAGCAGCCUGCCAGCUAAGUCAGUAUACCGGCAGCAGCAGGGAGCUGGUGACGUGGGCCUCCUGAUCUGAUGGAAUUACUGUAACUUGCUUUUCACCAAUAUAGGAAUAGUUAUUGUUGGGUGGCCUCUAAUAUGAUUUGUUUAUAUGAAUGCCAUUUGUUAAUGUGAUACAUUUGUGUAUGCCCAUCACCAAUAUGACAAAGGCAAAGGCUACCUCUUAAUUGAUAGUUUGGUUCUUAUGCAAAUACUGGCAAUUUCACUCGUACAGUACUUCCAGUACUAAGACGUUUGGUCAUGACUUACCUUUCACAUGAAUAUUAUCCUGGCAUGACAAGCAUUUUAUUAUGCCGCCAUGAUAAGUAUUCUAUUUAAAUGCAAAGCAUACGCACAUACAUUACUUCAGCAUGUUGUUUAGAUUUAUAUAUUUUAGAUGGACUAUAAAUAAUGAUAAGUAAACAUCCAUCCAGUGCACCAAAAACCUUACAUUUUAUUACCUCUCUUGUAAUCUCCAUUAUUUCAUUAUUUGUCUUCUGGGCAAUGUGUGUGUCUAAUAUCAACAUCAGAAGAGUAGUAAAACAUUACAAAUAAUUGUGCUGGCUAAAUUUGACAAAUAUGUCUGAUAUUGCCAGAGAAUAGACUUACAAACAGGGCUGCCACCAGAAAAUGUGGGGCCUGGGACUGACAAAAUAGGCAGCCCCCCCAAAUUAAAUAAAAAAACAAAAGAUAUAUAUGUAUAUAAAUAAAUAUAUAUAUAAAAAAAAAAAAUCCUGUGCACAUACUGAGCAACAACAUAUUAAUGACGCUUAUACACAUAAUGCUCCCAGUAGCGGUGCUACUUAUACACAUAAUGCCCCCCAGUAGGGGUGCCGCUUAUACAUGCCUCCAGUAGUAGCGCCACUUACACAUAAUGACUGCACACACAAAGAUACACACAUACAUAUAUAUAUAUAUAUAUAUAUACACACACACACACUUCCUCUUACUCUCCCUCAACUUACCUAUCACAGGCUGGCAAGAGCUGUUGCAGAUCAUUCUCCUAUGGUAGCAGCCUGGUCCCGUGUAGCUCUGCCCCCUUCAUUCCGUGUAGCCCCGCCCCCUUUUCAUGCCGGAGUUCUGACACUGUCACAGGAGGGGGAGAGGACGCUGCAAGCUUCAAUUGAAAAUGUCCCUCCCAAAUGGCCGCCGCCUCAAAAUAGACGGUUAUUAAUGAUACUAGAGAAGCCUCCUCUAGUAUUUUUAAGAACUGUCUCCUCUGAGGCGGUGGCCAUUUUGGGAGGGACUUUACAAUUGAAGCUUGCAGCGUCCUCUCCCCCUUUCUGUUAAAGUGUCAGAACUUGGGCAUGAAAAGGGGGCGGAGCAGAGCGUCGGCCAGACGGCGGCAUGAGCAACCCUGGACAGCUAUACCCGCAGCACUCCCUGAAGGAGGCCCUGCCUACAAGUAUUUUACAGGGCAGAUAUUCACUUUAUGAAAUUUAGUCAAAGUACUGCACAAAAUUUCCAGUGUCUGCUAUAGAAGACAAUUAUUGCAGUGCAUACUGCUGGCUGAAAUGCACUUCUCUUUCUCAUCUAGCCAGUGUUAAUUUUCAGAUGAAGUUGGCAGAGAUAAUUCAUAACUAUGGGGUCUAUUUACUAAAUCUUGGAGAGAAAAACGUACCAGCCAACCAGCUCCUGUCAUUUUUAUGUUGCUUGUAACAUGGCAGUUAGGAGCUGAUAGGCUGGAAUAGAUGUAUCCUCAUACAUCAUUGCUGCAGUUGCUCAAACAGCCCCUCUUGACGCAACAGGUUGCAUGAGACUCUGCUAGCAUUGGGCGUCUCUUUUGCCGAAAAUGAAUCUUAGUAGCAACACACCAGGAGAUUGCCCUGAUAAAUUUCAUAUGUGACAUUUGUAUAUCUGUGUGCGACUGAGGACCUAAUUCUGAGUUGAUCGCAGCAGCA
Molecule: messenger RNA, 6970 nt
Organism: Pseudophryne corroboree (corroboree frog)
Lineage: Eukaryota; Metazoa; Chordata; Amphibia; Anura; Myobatrachidae
Gene: BEND3
Product: BEN domain containing 3
Exons: 4
Coding region: 17-2863 (948 amino acids)
Biological process (GO): negative regulation of transcription by RNA polymerase II; rDNA heterochromatin formation
Cellular component (GO): heterochromatin
Molecular function (GO): rDNA binding
Source: RefSeq, a predicted model, not a curated record